Pseudonaja textilis is the source of this 1479-nucleotide messenger RNA. Its product is annotated as cytochrome P450 2C23-like. NCBI's taxonomy places the organism in Eukaryota, Metazoa, Chordata, Lepidosauria, Squamata, Elapidae. Gene Ontology annotation, cellular component: intracellular membrane-bounded organelle; cytoplasm. The record is from RefSeq and is a predicted model, not a curated record. Gene Ontology annotation, biological process: epoxygenase P450 pathway; xenobiotic metabolic process. Gene Ontology annotation, molecular function: heme binding; arachidonate epoxygenase activity; oxidoreductase activity, acting on paired donors, with incorporation or reduction of molecular oxygen, reduced flavin or flavoprotein as one donor, and incorporation of one atom of oxygen.
AUGCAGGUAGAGCUGGUACCUGGAGCAGCAAUAUUGUUGGUUCUCUUUCUGGUCACACUCUGGGCCUUCAAGUUUCACCAAGCAAGAGGCAAGCUCCCUCCUGGUCCAAGGCCCUGGCUCUUUCUGGGGAAUCUACUGCAAAAAGAUGUUCUGCCUCUAUUUAAAACCUAUGCAAAGCUUACUAAGAAGUAUGGUCCAGUUUUUACUAUCUGGCUAGGAGUAAAGCCAAUGGUUGUGAUCUGUGGAUAUGAAGGAGUGAGAGAUGCUUUGGUAACUCAUAAUGAAGAAUUUAGUGGACGGCCACCUAUAGCUCUCUUUGCUCAAAUAACCAAGGGCUAUGGGCUUAUUAGUGAACAUGAAAGAUGGAAGGUUUUGCGUCGUUUUGCUCUCACCACACUACGGAACUUUGGAAUGGGAAAGAGGUCGAUGGCUGAACGAAUAUUGGAAGAGGCUCACUGUUUGGUGGGGAAGAUAUCAACCUUUGAAGGUCAGCCCUUUGAUAUAGUCCCAGCCAUCACAGCAUCUAUUUCUAAUGUGAUGUGCUCUGUUGUCUUUGGGAAUCGAUUCUCUUAUGAAGACAAAAAUUUCACUGAACUAUUGGACAUCUUUAAGACAUUUAAUGGUUUUUUCCUGAGCAUUCCUGGAGUGAUGUACAGUGCUUUGCCAAAUAUCAUGAACUUCCUUCCUGGGCCUCAUAAGAAAGUCUUCUCUGACUGUAACAAGGUCUGUGACUUCAUUAGAAGUAAAGUGGACUCUCACAAGAAGACCCUGGAUCCAGAGAAUCCUAGAGACUUUAUUGAUUGCUUCCUUAUUAAAUUAGAAAAGGAACAAGUUUCUUCUGUAAUCUGUAUGGAAGACUUGGUUAUGUCUGUGUUUGACAUCUUUCUUGCCGGGACAGAAAGCACAGGCACUACCAUCUCUUUUGGCCUUAUCAUUUUGGCCAAGUUUUCACAUAUCCAAGCAAAAGCCCAGCAGGAAAUUGAUGAGGUUGUGGGAACAAACCGUGCCCCCUGCAUGGAGGAUAGAAUGGAGAUGACUUAUACCAAGGCAGUUAUUCAUGAGAUCUUACGUUACCUGCAAGCAAGUAUUGAGAACUUCCCACGUAUGACAACUCAGGAUGUGAAUUUCAGAGGACACUUCAUUCCUCAGGGCACAACUGUUCUUCCAUUAGGGGUUUCAGUGCAUUUUGAUCCUCUCUGGUGGGAAGAUCCUGAGAAGUUUGACCCAGGUCAUUUCCUGAAUGAGAAGGGCAAAUUCCAAAUGAACAACGCCUAUUUUCCUUUCUCUGCAGGGAAGAGAGCAUGUCCAGGAGAGGCAUUGGCUGAUAUGGAAUUGUUCCUGUUCUUUACCACGCUGCUUCAGCAUUUCACUUUUGAACUGAUUAUAGACCCUGAUAAGAUAAACUUGGUGACUUUGUUCACAGACUGUAAAAAGAAUGGGAAGCAUCGGUACCUUCGGGCCAUCAAGCGUGAAAUUUAA